UGUCGUUCGAGGCCCGAGUAAAAAUCCGGACUCCGCAAUUUGUAGAGCCAUCCUCCCCCAAGACCCCGCUGUAUCACCCUCUACGCUAACAAAACGGCACAUACGAAUGAGAACGAGAUGGCACCGCCAGAAUCCACAGAAAUUCCGGUGGAGUGCGAAAGGCUGCGUCGGGCACUGUACGACUGCCACCGCCGUAUUCCUUCUGGUUUAGGAAGGGAUGCGUCGUGCCGGCACCUUAACCGUGGACUGGCGCAGUGCCUGGUAUCGGUGGUAUGUCCUCGGGAAUUAGAAGCGGUUCGCAGCUUAUGUAGUAGCGGCGGAACUGCAUUGAAGAGAUCGCAGUGCGAGCAGGCUCAGCUAUCUCUCUCCGUUUGCCUCUCUAACCAUCAGCACCAAUCUUGAAACGCCCACAGCG
Mercurialis annua (annual mercury) is the source of this 415-nucleotide messenger RNA. RefSeq lists its product as uncharacterized. The transcript has a single exon. The record is from RefSeq and is a predicted model, not a curated record. Bases 118 to 402 code for a protein of 94 amino acids. NCBI's taxonomy places the organism in Eukaryota, Viridiplantae, Streptophyta, Magnoliopsida, Malpighiales, Euphorbiaceae.